AACAGUGCAUUUCGAAGGGGGUAAAGUUUUGCAACAAAAGCCCAGCUCCAAGAUUGCUGGCUCGCUUAAGGCAAACGUCUCCUCCUUUGCCCAUGUAUCUUCUCCCGAUAUCUCUCCUCCUUCGGCAUUCUAUUCGAGCCGAACCCUAGCCCGGAAAAUAGGGCAAGCAUCUGCCCCCUUUCGCGAUUCUCGGAUUGUUCGAUCUCCCAUCUUUUGGUUUAGUUUAUCGGCUAAUCGACCAAUCUAUUCGAAUCCACGGACGAUUUACUGGGACGAUGAUUGGUGACCUGAAUCCUAGUGGUCGUACCUUAGCUUUCUCGGUUUAUUGUCAGAAACGAUAAGGCUAGAGCUUUUUCGUCGUGGGAGGAGUUUCUCUGUUGACUUAAGGCUUGGAUUUGGCGGUGAAGAUUGGGGUUUCUGAUGGAGCCUCGUGUAGCCAACAAGUUUCGCCUCGGCCGCAAGAUCGGAAGCGGCUCUUUUGGGGAGAUCUACUUGGGUACUAAUGUGCAAACGAACGAAGAGGUUGCUAUUAAGCUGGAAAAUGUCAAGACCAAGCAUCCCCAACUGUUAUAUGAGUCAAAACUGUAUAGGAUUUUGCAAGGAGGAACGGGAAUUCCGAAUGUAAGAUGGUUUGGUGUAGAAGGUGACUACAAUGUGCUUGUGAUGGACUUAUUGGGACCAAGCCUUGAAGACCUUUUUAACUUCUGUAGCAGAAAGCUUUCUUUGAAGUCUGUUCUUAUGCUUGCAGAUCAGAUGAUCAAUAGAGUGGAAUAUGUACAUGGAAAAUCUUUUCUGCAUCGAGACAUAAAACCAGAUAAUUUUCUAAUGGGUUUGGGUAGACGUGCUAAUCAGGUUUACAUUAUUGAUUUUGGUCUUGCUAAAAAGUACAGGGAUUCUUCAACUCACCAGCACAUUCCGUACAGAGAGAACAAGAACUUAACGGGGACGGCUAGAUAUGCAAGCAUGAAUACUCAUCUAGGCAUUGAGCAAAGUAGGAGGGAUGAUCUGGAAUCUCUAGGAUUUGUGCUGAUGUAUUUUCUAAGGGGAAGUCUUCCAUGGCAAGGACUAAAAGCAGGAACUAAGAAACAAAAGUAUGAGAAAAUUAGUGAAAAAAAGGUCUCCACGUCCAUUGAGGCCUUAUGCCGAGGUUAUCCUUCCGAAUUUGCAUCCUACUUCCACUAUUGUCGGUCACUACGAUUUGAUGAUAAGCCUGAUUAUGCUUAUCUUAAGAGACUAUUUCGCGAUCUUUUUAUUCGUGAAGGUUUCCAGUUUGAUUAUAUUUUCGAUUGGACUAUUUUGAAGUACCAGCAGUCUCAAACUGCAAAUGCUCCACCACGUGCUCUUGGUUCUGGUGCUGGACCUAGCAAUGGCAUGGCUUCUGCAGUUCCUGAGAUGCACUCAGGUGAGGAAGGGCGGACGAGUGGAUGGUCCGCAACUGAUCCCUCUCGCCGGCGAUUGUCGGUGCCUGCUGUAUCUGCGGGUAGCUUGACGAAGCAGAAGGCUUCAGGGGUAAAUGAUUUACCUGCUUCAAAAGAUGUGUUAACCAGUUCAGCUUUCUUGGGGCGCUCAAACGGUUCCUUAAGACGACCUGCUGUUUCUAGUAGUCAAGAUGCGGCGGCGACUUCCAACGAUCUCACUUCUGAAGCCAUCCAUGUCCCUUCCCACAGAGUUCCUACUAAUCAGAUUUAUUCCCCUCCAGCCGCUUCUUCUGAAACAAACAAGCACACACUGCCUGGAAGGAAUACAUCUAUCAUUAAGAACUACGAAUCCACACUCAAAGGCAUGGAGAGGCUCAAUUUUGACAACGAUAAAAGUGUCUAGUAGUGAAAACUAUCUUCCACUGUAAAUUAUGUGUUGGGAGUGCAUGAAAUAGUUCAGAAACCCUUAGUAUCAGUAUGCAUUUUCAGCAGCAAGUGUGAUAUUUUCGUUAAAAGCAUCAUCAAUAUGAGACUAAGGUUUUUUUUUGGGACGGUUUUUUACUGUUUUCUAAAGUAAAUUUUUAGUACAAAAGACUAAAAAAGUUUGUACUUAAAAAUUAUUUAUAAAAACAGUAAAAAAAUCGUCUCGAAAAGAAGCCUAAGUGAGAAGAUGGGCAUGAGAGAAUAAAUUAUGGCUGAGGCCUGUGGAGGGAAGAUUUCUUUGUAUCUAUAUUUGCUUUCUUCCUCAUGUUUGCUUCUGUUCCUUUGGAAUCAGUUAAUUGAUUUCUUUUCCUUUUUUUUAUUGGAAAUGUUUUAUAUUAUGUUGCUACGAUACUUUUGUGUAAUUCACUUUUUUAUUCCCCCUCUAAACUUGUACUGUGGAUUGAUAUGGCUUUCAAUUGAGAAUUGCCCGACUGGAAUUUUGCAAGCA
This is a messenger RNA of Dendrobium catenatum, 2349 nucleotides long. RefSeq names its product casein kinase 1-like protein 2. Lineage: Eukaryota; Viridiplantae; Streptophyta; Magnoliopsida; Asparagales; Orchidaceae. The coding region runs from base 421 to 1821 and encodes 466 amino acids. The transcript has 14 exons. Gene Ontology annotation, molecular function: protein serine/threonine kinase activity; ATP binding. Gene Ontology annotation, cellular component: cytoplasm; nucleus. The record is from RefSeq and is a predicted model, not a curated record. Gene Ontology annotation, biological process: endocytosis; peptidyl-serine phosphorylation; signal transduction.